AUGUGUAACAUCUAAACCAGUUACAAUGUAUGCUAUGUACAAGCAAACACACCCACCAACGGGCAUAGAGCAUUGCAUUUAUUGCAACUUUUAUAACAGAGAUGAAGAGAACUUGCUGAUUGCUGACACAAACCAACUUCAUGUGUACAGACUUUCCAAGGACACACAGGAAAAUGAAGUUUCAAAGAAUGUUGAAACAGCUGCAGAGUCAAAGCCAAGGAAAGAUAGGAUAGAACAUUUGCAAACCUUCCCAAUGUUUGGAAGUAUUAUGUCCAUCAAGUCAGUGCAGUUAUCAGGAUCUUCGAGGGAUUCUGUACUCAUUAGCUUCAGUGAGGCUAAAUUGUCUCUUCUGGAGUAUGAUCCUGGAACUCAUGACCUUAAAACACUGUCAAUGCAUUACUUUGAAGAAAAUGACUUAAAGGAGGGAUACUGUAGCCGGUCCACAAUUCCAGAAGUUUGUGUGGAUCCUGAGAAUCGAUGCGCAGCGAUGCUUAUUUACUCGAGUAAGUUGGUCAUUGUUCCGUUUAGGAAGGAGGGCAUGAUUGAUGAUGCCGACUUUAUCACUGAGAGUCGAUCAGCAGUACAGCCAACCUACAUGAUAGACUUAAGCCAAUUGGAUGAAAAAAUCUUGCAUGUGAUUGACAUCCAGUUCCUGCAUGGCUACUAUGAACCAACGUUGCUUGUCCUUCACGAACCUCUUCGUACUUGCCCAGGACGUAUUGCUGUGCGUAAUGACACCUGUGGAAUAGUUGCAUUGUCUCUCAACAUCGCUGAGCGAGUUCAUCCUGUCAUUUGGGCUCAGAGUAACCUGCCUUUUGAUUGUAUCCAGAUACAAGCCGUUCCAAAACCUAUUGGUGGUGUUUUGAUCCUCGCUGUCAACUCACUGUUGUACCUUAAUCAAAGUGUCCCUCCGUUCGGUGUGUCUUUGAACUCUUUGACUGACAAAUCAACUUCAUUUCCACUCAAAAGGCAAGAAGGAGUGAAGCUAACAUUGGACUGCUGUCAAGUUACUUUCAUUAGUUUUGAUAAGUUGGUCCUGUCACUCAAAGGGGGAGAGAUCUAUGUGUUGACUCUGAUGAUUGAUGGAAUGAGAAGUGUAAGAGGGUUUCACUUUGAUAGAGCAGCAGCCAGCGUACUCACAACCUGUAUAUGUAAAAUGGAGGAAGGCUAUCUAUUUCUUGGCUCCAGACUUGGGAAUUCACUGCUUCUUAAAUAUACAGAAAAAGCCCAGACAGAGGAUAAUGUCAAGAAAGAAAAGAAAGAUGGGGAACCACCUACUAAGAAGGUCAGGGGUGAGGAUGCUAGUGACUGGAUUGCAUCUGAUGUCAGCUUGCUUGAAGAUCCUGAUGAGCUGGAGGUAUAUGGAAAGCAAGCUCAGAAAACUGGCACACAAGUUAAAAGUUAUACAUUUGAGGUUUCUGACAGUCUUCUCAACAUUGGACCUUGUGGAUGCAUGGUGAUGGGGGAACCUGCAUUUCUUUCUGAGGAGUUUCAAAACAACCCAGAUCCUGACAUAGAGUUAGUGAUUUGUUCGGGAUAUGGCAAAAAUGGAGCUUUGUCUGUGUUAAGACGUACCAUCCGACCGCAAGUUGUGACAACAUUUGAACUCCCAGGAUGCUUAGAUAUGUGGACUGUGAUUGGUCGGAAAGAACCCAUUAAGGCAAAUGAGGAAGAGGGUUCAGAAAGCCAGUCGGGUAGUAAGACACAAACUGAGAGUGAAAUAAGUCAUUCAUUCCUGAUACUCAGCAGGUUAGACUCAACAAUGAUUCUUCAAACUGGUCAAGAAAUCACAGAGCUAGAUCAAAGUGGCUUUAGCACCCAAGGUCCAACUGUUUAUGCUGGUAACCUGGGCAACAACAGAUAUAUUUUGCAGGUUUCUCAGAUGGGGGUUAGACUAUUAGAAGGGGCCAAUCAGCUGCAGCAUAUUCCCUUGGAUGUUGGCUCUCCCAUCAUGCUGUGCUCAGUUGCUGAUCCUUUUAUUGUGAUUAUGAGUGAGAGUGGGCAUAUCAUACUGCUCAGCCUCAAGGAGGAUCCACAUGGGACAGGUCACAGACUCAGCAUACUCAAACCAGAGAUACCUCAGACGUCAAAGAUUUUAGCUCUGAGUGCAUAUGUCAAUGAGGGUGGUAUGUUCACUACCAAAUGCAAUGUGAAGAAAGGUGUAGUGAAGAAAAAUGAGAGAAAAAAAUCAGAUACAGUCAUUAGUGAAGCAAGGCCAACUGUUGAUGAAGAGGAUGAGUUAUUGUAUGGUGAUUCUGAACCAACGAUAUUUAAACCCGCCGAGUUGACCGAGACCAUGGAAACCAGCAGCAAGCCAGCAGAUGAGGUCCAAGAAGAGGUUGUUGACCUCAGCUACUGGUGUCUUGUGUGUAGAGAAAAUGGGUUGCUUGAGAUCUACAGCUUACCUGAUUUUGUGUGUAUGUUUGUAGCCAGAAACUUCCCAAUGGCUGGCAAGGUACUAGUGGACAGUCCUAUGGUCACCACAAGUGAGCAGGCCCAGCAACAGCAUGAUAUGUUACCAGUAGUGAAGGAGAUUAUGAUAACUGGACUUGGCAAGGGAAAUAGCAGACCGUACUUGUUUGCAAUUGUUGAUGAUGACCUCAUCAUAUAUGAAGCCUUUAGUUAUCAAGCACAUUCAGAUCAAGAGAGGUUACAAAUCAGAUUCAAGAAGCUCCCUCACUCAAUGAUGAUGAAAGAAAAGAAGUCAAAAAAGAGAGGACAGAAAGCACAGGAUGAAGAAGAAGCUGUGCAACAUAGGAAGACCAACCGAUUGAGGACAUUUGCAGGUGUUUCCUCAUCCUUUUAUUCUGGGGUUUUUAUCUGUGGUCCAUAUCCACAUUGGUUGUUUGUCACAGCUCGUGGUUCCUUGCGGAUGCAUCCCAUGCCGGUUGAUGGUGCCGUCACUUGCUUUGCAGCAUUUAAUAACGUUAACUGUCCAAACGGCUUCUUGUAUUUCAACAAACAGGGUGAUUUGAGAAUCUGUGUGCUGCCCUCUCACCUUUCCUACGAUGCACCUUGGCCUGUGCGUAAAGUCCCACUGAGAUGUACACCUAAUUUUGUUGCUUACCAUCUUGAAAGCAAAACCUAUGCUGUAGUAACCAGCACAAUUGAAACUACAAUCAAGAUGGUUGUCAUCAAUAAUGAUGAACGAGAAAUCAGUAUACCAGACAGAGAUGAUCGUUUCAUCUUCCCUACAAGAGACUCAUUUUCAAUUCAGUUAUUUUCCCCUUUGAGCUGGGAACCAAUACCAAAUACAAAAAUUGAAAUGGAGGAAUUCGAGCAUAUUACUUGCCUUAAAGCAGUCAGUUUGAACUGCGAAGGCACAGUGUCUGGAAAGAAAGACUACAUUGUCAUGACAACCACUUAUGUUUACAAUGAAGAUAUCCAAUGUAGAGGAAGAAUAUUUAUCCUUGAUAUUAUUGAAGUAGUACCAGAACCAGGACAGCCACUCACAAAGAACAAAAUGAAGACUCUGUAUGAUAAGGAACAGAAAGGACCUGUAAGCUGUAUCUGUGAUGUGUGUGGAUUCCUGUUGUCGUGUAUUGGUCAGAAGAUUUACUUAUGGACAUUUAAAGACAAUGACCUGAUUGGCCUAGCCUUCAUAGACACUCAGGUGUACAUCCACAGGGCUCUUAGUAUCAAGAACUUCGUUAUUGUCACUGACAUCACAAAGAGCCUGUUCCUCUUACAAUACCAGGAAGAGGACAGGACACUAGCUCUUGUCAGCAGGGACACCAGGCCUUUAAGGAUAUAUGCUGCUCAGUUUAUGAUUGAUGAUAGGCAGCUGGCCUUCCUUGUGUCAGAUGCAGAGAAAAAUCUGAUUAUAUAUCAUUAUCAACCAGAAGCACCAGAAAGCUAUGGAGGUACACGUUUACUUCGUAGAGCUGAUAUCAAUAUUGGUGGCCAGGUGAAUACGUUUGUGCGCGUCAGUUGUAAACGACAUGAUCCAGCCAGCGACAAACUUAUAGCAGGACCGUCAGAAAGAAGACAAAUAACGUACUUUGCCACACUUGAUGGUGCCAUGGGAUUCCUUAUGCCAGUCUCUGAAAAAACCUACCGACGUAUGCUGAUGUUACAGAAUGCAUUAACAACAGGUUAUCCACACACAGCUGGACUCAACCCAAAGGCCUACAGGCAUGUAAAAUACAAUGAGAGAGUACUGAUAAACCCAAGUAAGAACAUCGUGGAUGGAGAUCUACUCUGGCAUUUCAACUAUUUAAGUGUAGUUGAACGAAAUGAACUUGCAAGACGGAUUGGUACAAAUGUUGAACAGAUUCUUGAUGACAUCAUGGAUGUUCAGAGGCUUACAACACACUUUUGAAGGACAAUUGUUGAAUCUGACAGAUAUUUUACAGGAAAAACAAUUUUAUCAAUUCAUGGCAGUUUAUUUGUUUCAGUAAUGUUUACUUAGUAGAACAGAGGGCACAAUACAAAACAAUCAAUGAAAUCACAGAUAAUCACAACAAACUCUUUGAGCUGUAAAAUAAUGUGUUUAUUAAAUCACAAACUUUGCAACUCUUGAUUAUUAUGUACACAUAUUGAAUGUGGAUGACAAAUGUCUAAAAUUACACUCUGUAAUAAAACAACAGCCAUUUUACAGAUACAUUACUUUUGAUUUAAAGUUUGUGUGCCAAAAAGCAAUUUUUUUUAAUCAGGUUCUCUUGGAGAAAAUAAAUUCAUGAUUUAACUCAAUACAGUAAAAAUGAAUAAAUUACUAACUUAAUGUAUGUCGUCACUGUCAGCAAUGACUUUGUAAAUGUGUAUUUAUACCAAUUUGGUAAUAAAAAUGUCUUAAAAUGAA
Molecule: messenger RNA, 4801 nt
Organism: Anneissia japonica
Lineage: Eukaryota; Metazoa; Echinodermata; Crinoidea; Comatulida; Comatulidae
Product: cleavage and polyadenylation specificity factor subunit 1-like
Exons: 41
Coding region: 26-4321 (1431 amino acids)
Cellular component (GO): nucleus; mRNA cleavage and polyadenylation specificity factor complex
Molecular function (GO): nucleic acid binding; protein binding
Source: RefSeq, a predicted model, not a curated record